Messenger RNA from Branchiostoma floridae (Florida lancelet), 2356 nucleotides. RefSeq names its product H2.0-like homeobox protein. The transcript is spliced from 4 exons. Gene Ontology annotation, molecular function: sequence-specific DNA binding; DNA-binding transcription factor activity, RNA polymerase II-specific. The coding region runs from base 247 to 1416 and encodes 389 amino acids. Lineage: Eukaryota; Metazoa; Chordata; Leptocardii; Amphioxiformes; Branchiostomatidae. Gene Ontology annotation, biological process: regulation of DNA-templated transcription. The record is from RefSeq and is a predicted model, not a curated record.
UGCUGGCCGAUCUCUGGUGAGAUAUGGGCCUAAUGAGCUGGGGUCUGCUGUAAGCAAACCGGGCGGGAGGACCAAUGGGAGGGACGGUCUGUGGGGUCUUCCCGCCAAGGAGCUCGCCAGGCGUCUCAAGCAUCUGGUAGAAGGGAACCAAUAGAUGAAGGGUCGCGCGCGGAGUAGUCGGUAGUACUGGUAGUGCUGUAUAGCUCGGCCGCGGUUUCUUGUAGGAGCGGGUACCUGCCUGCGACCAUGUUUUCUAACGCGUUCAGCCCGUACUAUCUGCACGUGUGGCCGGCGGGCUACCCCGCGGGGUUCGCCGCCCAGCAGGUCAAGAAGCCCACGCCGUUCUGCAUCGCCGACAUCCUGAACGUGGACAUGGCGGAGGCGGCUCGCGCGGCGGCCCAGGCGGCAACCUCGGCGGCCGUGGGGGAACCCAGGCCCGGAGCGGCGCGCCCUCGGCCGCCCGCACACAGCCCUGGGGCCGCGCCCGAGGCCAGACCGUCACCUCCCGUGCGGAGCUCGGAUCUCAAGUUCGGAGUGGACAGGAUUCUUUCCACGGAGUUCGGCGGUCCCAGGGAAAAGGUCACAGGGCUGACGGCUCUAGCGGCGGCGGUAGCGCAGUCCCAGCCGACCCGAGGCGGUACCGGUCUGUGUUACGGUGCGUCCCGACAGCUCCCGGCGGCGUCCCAUCCCGGCUACCCGCCGUACGGCUUCCCCGCGGCUCCCGGCGGUGGUCCCGACGUGCUCCCAGGUAGGCGCACACAGAAGAACCCCUCCUGUCGGUGGUCCCACAGGCUCCACACCGACUUGUACUAUCCCGGCUACUGCGACCCACAGGACACGCUGGCAUACGGUCCCUACGCCAUCCUGAACGCGGAGUCCCAGCAGAGCUCCCAGCCGAAGAGGAAGCGGACCUGGUCCCGGGCAGUCUUCUCCAACCUGCAGAGGAAAGGGCUGGAGAAGCGCUUCGACAUCCAGAAAUACGUCACCAAACCCGACCGCAAGCAGCUCGCCUCUAUGCUGGGGCUCACAGACGCACAGGUGAAGGUCUGGUUCCAGAACAGAAGAAUGAAGUGGCGGAACGCCAUGAAGGAAAAGGAGCGGCAGGAGAGAGACAAGGCGGCGGGGGACAAGCCGGACCCGUGCGGGGACCAACUCGCCGGCGCGCGGGAGGAAGAAGAAGAACACCACGACGACGUCGACGUCGCCAGCGUGGCGGAAACCGACGGCAAGGACGACGACGACGACGUCGAUUUCGUCAUUGACGCCGAAUGUCUUGAGGACGAUGAUUCGCCGGACGCGUCAAUAGAACAUGUGGACUCCGACUGCGUCGUCGUCGCGAGUAGCACAGGACAAACGGAACAAACUGCGAGCCCUCCGGAGUUGGACGGCGCAGUCGACGUGCCUUACGGACAAUAGCGACCUCUUCGGUCUCAGAAAUGAGUGCCAACAAGUGCCAAUGUGUAUCCAGGGUCACCUGUAAAGGUGCCAACAAGAGACUACAUUCAGUGUAUUGUAUAUAAUAUGGCCGUAAGUGCCGAAAAGUGACUGUACAUACAAUGGCUAUAUCAUGUGUUUAUGUAUCAAAAUGAUCAUUAUUCUGUUGAUUAUAUAUGAGGAAUACAAGAAGUCAGGUGGCUAUAUUCUACACAAUCCGUCAUUCAUAAGUGCGAAAAAGCGACUGUAUCCAAAAUGAUCACAAGUAAUAGUGCUCUGUCAAUCAUGAGUGACAGAAAGUGAUUGUACCCAAAAUGGCCAGAGAUGCUUUUGUACACACGAUAAGUGGCUGUAUCAAUAUCACCAUCAUCCCAUCAACCAUAAACAGAGAAUGCCAACAAAUCACUGGAUUCGACACGCCCUCCAUUCACAAGUGCCAACAAGUGACCUUAUCAAAAACGAUCAUUAGUGGUGUUCUGUUCAUUAUGAGUGCCAACUCCAUGCCACUGUCCACACGACAAGCGGCGUCCCAGUGGCUAUUAUAACGUGUCUAGUUAUGGCCAUUAUGUAAGUGCCUACAAGUGCCGGUAAUCCCAGUAAUACACGAUGGCCAUUAUAAGUGACUAUUAUAUCUAGUAAUUACAGCGGGGUUGCUGACUCUAGCGUCCCCGCGGGUCUCUGAAACGCGCCGAGGACCGAGCGGGGCGGCCGGAGGUUGCCAUCACCUGUUCAAUUAGCCUCGGCCCUGGUCUGUGUACGGUCCGCCCAGGUCUCUGAAGACCUCCUUCGGGACCGCUUCGGCGUUUUCCGCCGAAUUUCAACUAUUUCUACAGCCGUUUUCUGCAUAACGUCACCACGUAGUAAUUGCUUCUGGUUGUCAUGAGUUGCUACAAUUAAUACAGGUAAAAAAAAAAUUGGCACU